CCCAGACCUCAUUGGAUCGUCCCUGUGCUGCAAUCCACACCUUGCUCGCCGGAAACUAUACACCCACCCGACGGCCCCUUCCAACGGCGGACCAAACCCUAGCUCGUACCGCCGAAGCAGGGGCACCUGCCCCCCUUGCAGAUCCGCCCCUGGCUAUAAUCGCAGUGUCUCUUUACAUCCAGCCUUCUUUCCUCUCGUCUUCUUCUCCUUAUGCUCGCCCAGUUGUGGCUGGAAAAAAAAUCAACCUCUGAAGUUUAUUAUCUUUGUCGCAGCCCCUCUUCAAUUCUGCAGUAGGCUAUUUCUUGUCGUCGGCAUCUUGGCACUGAAAUCCGGUCGGUUUUAACAAUUUCCUGGCCAGAUUUUUCGGAUUUUGACCGGUUUAACCAAAGUUUGACCGGUUUUCACCAUUUUUCCGGUUUUUGGCAUGUAAACCGGUAAAAUCAUUGUUCAAACUUCAAAUACGGCGUAAACCGAUCCGGGGGGUCCGUGAGAUGUACGCUAUUUGUUUGCUUUACAUAUAACCUGCCUCUUGUUCAUUCUUCUUGUAGACGAUCAUUUUUUCUUUUUCAGUUGAAAUGGCUACAGAUAUGUACUCGGAACGUCCACUUUUUGGUGGCGCCAUCGCUUCUACAUUUCCCAGCCGCUUCCAGGACGUUAGUACUAUACGCCAAGUUCCCGAUAAUCAGGAGGUGUUUGUGGAUCCCGCCCGGGAUGAGAGUUUGAUAUUUGAGCUUCUUGAAUUGAAGCAAGAUGUGGCGGAUGAUGGAAGUGCCACUUGGUUUCUUCAGGACCUUGCUAAUGAGCAGGAUGCGGAGGGAGCCAUUUUGAUUGAGAAGUCAGAGGUGUUUGAUGUUCCUGGACUGCGCUUCAGGGCCUUGCCUUCUUUCAUUUCUACUGCUGUUGGUCAAAUGGCUAUAUCAAAGGGAAGGCAAGGGAGGGAAGCACAAAACUUGGUCAAGGUUUAUUUGGCAAAUGUGCGACUCAAGGAAGUUACUACUGAUGUUCUGAUCACAGCAUAUGAGCCUAUUGUAAUCAACUCGUUAAGUGAAAGCGCAACCACAGUUGGGGCUGGUAUAGCUGUUCCUGCUGAGCAAGCUGGAUGUAUGCCAAUGUCUGAGGUCUUUAAACUUGCGGUUUCCAGCUUUAAAGUGUACAAUUGGGGACUUUUUAGUACUGGUUGAAGUUGAAGUCCGCAAAGAUUCCAUUUCAGUAUAGAGUCUAGUGUGUGUGUAUGUGUGUGUUUGUAUGGAAUUCUUUUUCUGUAAUGAAAUUACGUAGUAGUAUGUAAAUGUUGCCUAGCCCACAUUCAGUUUUACAUUAUUCUAUGCUAUUUUUCUUACUUCAAGGGGGGUUUUCAGCAAAUACUUGAUCAUCUUUUACCCUAUGCAUCUUUGCCCUCUAACCCUCUUGGGUUCUAGUCCAGUUUUGCAUAUUUCAGAUUUAACAUUUGGCUUCAAUAUCCCCACUCC
Molecule: messenger RNA, 1469 nt
Organism: Cuscuta epithymum
Lineage: Eukaryota; Viridiplantae; Streptophyta; Magnoliopsida; Solanales; Convolvulaceae
Source: the annotation of a GenBank genome assembly